AAUGGUCAACCACCUGCCCUGUCCGUCCAUAGAUUACAGGCACAUUGAAGAAGCAUGAGCAACCUUUCACCAUAGUUGAAGAGCAACACAAGAAUUUCAUGUCCGAUCAAAUUAAUGCCAUCUUUAGGCCCCCCUUCUCACCUUAAUCUCCUCCCAUCUAAACACUUCAAUUCUGCCGGGACACAACAAACUCAACUCCAACACCACAACUAUAUAUCCACCCCACACAUCAUCAACAACAACAACCCAAUUCAUAAAACACUAACAUUCUUCAUCGGAUCGUUUACUUUCCUCGUCCUCCUCGUUGUCUGAUCUUCCUCGUACGUCAUGGUUUUGGGUCAAGGAGAUCUUUAAUUGAACGCCGGCGAUAUGAUCAUGAAAGGCGAUGGAGAGACGGCUUGUUUUGAUGUGUCCAUUGAGACGACGUCGUCUUCCUCGUCGUGUGAGAGGGCUAAGGCUUAUCAAGAAAUGCAAUCCAAUGCAAGCUCUACCAGCAAUGAAGAAGCAGCUAUCAACUGCAAGAGAAGGCUUUGCAGUUUCCUUUCCAUGUUUAACAAAAUCUUCAUCCGCGAGAUAAUGGCAGAGGCAGUGGGGACAUACAUAUUAGUGUUUUGCAUAUGUGGGAUAAUAUCAAACAUGCAGCUGAUGGGAGUGCAAGUAGGGUUGUUGGAGUAUGCAGCCACUGCUAGUCUUACAGUAGUAGUUGUUGUCUUCUCCAUUGGGCCUAUUUCUGGAGCUCAUAUCAAUCCUUCUGUCACACUAGCUUUUGCAUCUCUUGGCCCUUUUCCCUGGCCCAAGGUUCCCUUUUAUAUAAUGGCACAAGUGGGAGGUUCUGUAUUUGCCACAAUUUCAAGCAGGCUGAUCUAUGGAGUGGAAUAUGAGCAUAUGAUGACAAGACCACUCCAUGGAUGCAAUGCAGCCUUCUGGGUAGAAUUCUUGGCAACCUUCCUUAUUCUCUUCCUAGCUGCUUCAAUGUCUAGUGAUCCUCAAUUUACAGGGAAAUUGGCAGGAUUUGUUGUUGGAGUAUGCAUUGGUCUUGGAGUGCUAAUCUCUGGGCCAGUUUCUGGUGGGUCAAUGAACCCGGCAAGAUCAUUAGGGCCGGCGAUUGCAUCAUGGAGCUUUGAUAGCAACUUGUGGAUCUAUGUCGUUGCUCCGACCACCGGAGCCGUCGCCGGCGUUUUCUUGUAUCGUCUUCUACGCCUCCAAGGCUGGACUUGCAAGCAUGCAGAUACUUCUCCAAACACUCCCUUACAUAAUAAUUAUAAUAAUCCU
This is a messenger RNA of Ipomoea triloba (trilobed morning glory), 1272 nucleotides long. RefSeq names its product probable aquaporin NIP7-1. NCBI's taxonomy places the organism in Eukaryota, Viridiplantae, Streptophyta, Magnoliopsida, Solanales, Convolvulaceae. Gene Ontology annotation, cellular component: membrane. The transcript is spliced from 5 exons. Gene Ontology annotation, molecular function: channel activity. The annotation marks the transcript as partial. The record is from RefSeq and is a predicted model, not a curated record. Gene Ontology annotation, biological process: transmembrane transport.